Phymastichus coffea is the source of this 2554-nucleotide messenger RNA. RefSeq names its product acyl-protein thioesterase 1 (gene Apt1). The coding region runs from base 176 to 865 and encodes 229 amino acids. The transcript is spliced from 8 exons. Lineage: Eukaryota; Metazoa; Arthropoda; Insecta; Hymenoptera; Eulophidae. Gene Ontology annotation, biological process: protein depalmitoylation. The record is from RefSeq and is a predicted model, not a curated record. Gene Ontology annotation, molecular function: palmitoyl-(protein) hydrolase activity; carboxylic ester hydrolase activity. Gene Ontology annotation, cellular component: cytoplasm.
UGGAAGAAAAUUUAACAUUUUCAUUUAUAAUAUCAUUACAAAAUGUAAUUAUUUCGAAACCGUAAUUAUAAAAAAAAAUUUAGAUCAGUGUUCAAGAUAAAAUUGUGUUUAAAUGAAGAAUCCGAAGUGUAACGCCAUAAUAUUUCUUUGAAAAAUUCUUAAAAUUUUCUAAUUCAUGGGCAACUUGCUAGGUGGCAAGAAACGCAAAGCAAUGACGACCCCCGUUGUGAUCGCCGCAACUGCAAGACACACAGCAACGCUUAUAUUUUUCCAUGGGCUAGGAGAUACAGGACAUGGUUGGGCCACUUCUCUGGGUACUCUCAGACCUCCACAUGUUAAAGUCAUUUGUCCUACUGCACCAACAAUGCCAGUCACCCUGAAUACUGGAUUUAGGAUGCCUUCAUGGUUUGAUCUGAAAUCCUUAGAUGCAAGUAGUCCAGAGGAUGAAGAGGGUAUACGUAAAGCAGCUCAGAGUGUACAUUCCAUGAUUCAGCAAGAAAUAGCAGCUGGUAUAUCAUCUGAAAGGAUUCUUCUUGGUGGCUUCAGUCAAGGUGGAGCUUUAGCUUUAUUCAGUGCUCUGACAUUUCCUCAACCAUUGGCUGGAGUUGUAGCUCUGUCAACUUGGCUUCCUCUUCGUCAAAAGUUCCCAACAGAAGCCAUAGGAAAUAGAAAUAUUCCUGUGCUACAAUGCCAUGGGAAUUGUGACCCAAUAGUUCCAUACAAAUGGGGACAAGCAACUGCAACUUUACUAAAGCAAUUCAUGACACAUACCGAAUUUAAAACUUAUCAAAAAGAUAUGCAUAUAUGUAUUGAUGAAGAAUUGCGAGAUGUAAAGGAAUUCAUUGAAAAAAUAUUGAAACCAUAAUAGAUCAAAUCAGCAAAUUGAAUGAACUCCUAAUUCAAUCGCUGCCCUAAUUACUCACGCUCAAAUUUUUGGGCGAAAUAAUUCCAGAAUUACUAUAUUUAAUUUUAGUAGUCAAGUCGAGCAAGUAAAAUGAAUAUUUCAUGAACAACAAAACAAAAACACGACGUAGAACUUGCAGUAAAAAGUACUUCCUAUUAAACGAUGUUAAUUAUUAUCUUGCUCUCAAUAUUUAAGAAUGUGCUCCAUUUUUGCAGUUAUUUGACUCCAAGCUAAUAGUAACUAAUAACUAAAAAAGAUUUAUAAUUGCAGAAGUAAAGCUUCCCUUUUUUUUUAGAUUAUGGAAACAAUAAUUAGGGAUUGUUAGACAUCAGUUUACGUUUUGUUGGUGAAUUUAUCAUCUUUAAAACUUAUUAAAAAACCAAAAGACAAUAGAUAUAAAACAUGCAAACAUAUAUGAAAGGUAAUUUAUCCUACUUAAAAAUAAGUGCAGAGAGUGGCACCAUCUUGUCAGAACAAUUGUAGCUGUCGAUUAAAUAGAAAUGGUUCGUCUUAGCAAAGUUAUAACCCUUUUUUAAAGGUACAAAUAAUUGGAUAUUGAGUUCUUAUAAUCCCAUAAUCUGUAUCUUUCAAAAAUAAAGAUUGCAUAACUUUACUAAACCGAUAAAUGCUUAAAAUUCGAGAAUCUAUAUCUUUCAAAAAAAGGUUAUAAUUUUGUAAUUAUAUUUAAAUUAUUUGUUUAAAUUUUAUUUAAACGAUAGCCAACAAAUGUUUUGAUAAGCCGUUGUCAUUCGCUGUAGUUGUUUGCAAGUAGUUAAAUUACCAUUCACAUGUUUGCACGUUGUAUAUUUAUUGUUGUUUUGUUUUCUAACAAAAUUUUAAAGAGGUCGCAAAUACACCAAUAAAAAGUUAACUAAUGACUAAUUUGAUUUUUUUUAUGCAUAAGAAAGCAGUCGAAUCUUAAAAGUUGUGGUUUGUGUAAUUUUAAUAAGUCUGCAUAGAUAACGAUAUAUUUAGACAAUCAUUAUACAGAUUUCUUCACAGAAAUACUCUAAUACAAAACUAUUUUUCAAAGCUAUCUAUAUAUGUAUUUUCAUUUUAAGUAUAAAAUUUAACGGUGUUCUUGAACAUUGCUUUUCAAAAUAUGCAUAACUUAUUUAGAGAAACAGGUAUUUUAAAGUUAAUUAGUAUGAUAGAUAUAAAAAAAAUACUCUCCAUGUGCAACUGUUAUACCUGAUGCAUAUCUACUUAUAAUGUGCCUCUAACUCAAACCAAGAUCAAUUUUUAUGGAAUGCUUACAAUAAAGUUGCGAUUUAUACCUGCAGGUAUUCAUGUAGGAUAUAGUUACAUUUGGUUUAGAGUCAAAAACGUACAAUAAAGGAACACGUCUUUUGUAAACCAAUUGCUAUUAGUAGCAGUAGAUAGAAACUAAUUUAUUUCUAGAUAAUUACUAUAAUGGCAAAAUAUUUUUGCAUUUCGUAAUGAAUAAUAAUUUAAUCAAAACCUUAUAUGUUUUUGAUAGUAGACAAUUAAAGACCAAUUAAAAACUAAGGUACACUUUUUUUCUGUUUCACAUUCAAUUUCCUUUUUUGUGUUAUACUAAUAUAUAUAAUUUAUAAUUAGAUAAAUGAUCUAUAAUUCAGAAAGUAAAAGAACAAAAAUUGGGAGCUUGAAAAUAUUCUCUUUUAUUUU